AUGGAAAUUCAAAUUAUUUCUAAGGAAAUCAUCAAGCCCUCUGCUCCAACACCUCCCCACCUAAAAACCUAUAAGCUCUCAGCUGUCGACCAGCUUGCUGCUUUUGCAGCGGAUAUCCCUAUCAUUCUUUUUUAUUCCCCAACAGAUGAAAUUUCCAGCAAAAACUCUGAUUAUCUAAAGAAAUCCUUCGCUAAAACGCUAACACUCUUCUACCCUUUUGCUGGACGAAUAAAAGAUGAUUCAUCCAUUGAUUGCAAUGAUGAUGGAGCCACUUAUAUUGAAGCCCAUGUAGCAGGCAACAUGUCCAUGAUACUUCAACAGCCAGACAUGGAUCAACUGGAACAGCUACAGUCAUGCAAGCCGGACGAAAACGUUGAUGAGCCAAGCGGCAAGGUAAUGCUAGCAGCCCAAGUGAAUUAUUUUGAUUGUGGUGGGAUAGCAAUCAGUGUUCGCAUUCGCCAUCGAAUAGGUGAUGCAUCCUCAAUGGCAAGUUUUGUUAAAUGCUGGGGUGCAAUUUCUUGUGGUAUUUAUGAUAAUAAUGCAGGAACGGUUGUUGAUUGCUCCUCACUCUUCCCUCCGCAAGAUUUGUCAGGCAUGUCAUUCUUAUACAAUCUUAUACCUCGUAGUUCAUUCAAUAUAUCCACGAAAAGAUUCGUGUUUGAGGGUCCUAAGCUAGCUGCGCUAAGAGGAAAGUUGUGCAACGGGCCAUAUUUGAAUCGUCCAACCCGGUUCGAGGCUGUAUGUGCCCUUAUUUGGGGUGUUGUUGGAGAAGAUAGUGAAUCUAAAAAGGUAAAUAGAACCGCAACAAUUGCCGUGGAUUUGCGGAAAAGAAUGGAUCCACCCCUACCACAACAUUGUAUUGGAAAUAUAGUCCAUUUGGCUGAGGCAAAUUGGGAAAAUAAAGUGGUGGACUGUAAUGGUUUAGCUGGAAAAAUUCAUGAGUCAAUAAGCAUGAUAAACAGUGACUAUGUGAGGCAGGUUUACGCAGACGGCACCUUCUUCAGUUUAAUGAGACAAAGAAUGGCGGAGAUGGCAGAAGAUCCUAAUAGCUUUAGGGGUGUAAUUGGUUUCAGUAGUUGGUGUAAAUUUCGAUUUUAUGAGGUUGAUUUUGGAUGGGGAAAGCCCAUUUGGGUAGGCACUUCUUUGAGGCUUGCACCCAACUGGGUCAUGCUAUUGGAUACAAGGGAUGGUGAGGGAAUGGAAGUAAGGAUUGCAUUACCCAACGAAGAAAUGGUCAAGUUCGAACAAAAUCCAGACAUCUUAGCCUAUGCUUCUUUCACUCCAGCCAUAUGA
This is a messenger RNA of Populus nigra (black poplar), 1293 nucleotides long. Its product is annotated as stemmadenine O-acetyltransferase-like. The transcript has a single exon. Bases 1 to 1293 code for a protein of 430 amino acids. NCBI's taxonomy places the organism in Eukaryota, Viridiplantae, Streptophyta, Magnoliopsida, Malpighiales, Salicaceae. The record is from RefSeq and is a predicted model, not a curated record.